AUGUCUCACCAUUUUCUGCGUAAUUUAUUGGUGAAUUCAAGAAAAUGCUCCAGUAGAUCGCUUUUCAAAUGGAAUUCAUGUAAUGAGAGGUUAUUGUGCACUGUUGCAGAAGCAGAUGUUAUUUUUGACCGUGAAACAAAGAAAAUGCAGCGUAAUAGAGCUUCUCGAUUGCCGGACUACGAUGUUUAUCAGUAUGUUAAAAAUGAAAUAGCUUAUCGUGUUGCGGAUAAAGUGUUCGAUCUAACUAAAUUCAAUGAUGUAUGUAUUGACAUUGGAUGUGGUAGUGGCCAUCUUGCAGUGAAUUUGAUUAAGGAAAAUGUUGGUAUUAUCAUUCAAUGUGACAUGAGUGAAGGCUUGGUAAGGCGGAGUAACACUGCAGCUGAUCCAGAAAUACCCGUUUUAAAUGUUAUUGCUGAUGAAUCGAUGGCGCCAUUCCGUAAUGAAUCAGCGGAUUUGAUAGUUACGAGUCUAAGUGCUCACUGGGUUAAUGAUCUUCCAAAAUGGUUUUCACGAUGUUUAUCAAUAUUGCGUCCAGAUUGUCCAUUGAUUGGUGCUAUGCUAGCAAAUGAAACAUUGCAUGAACUUCGAAUAGCUUUACAAUUAGCCGAAAUGGAAAGAUUAGGUGGUAUUGGCUUACACAUUUCACCAUUUGUUCGUCCUGAUGAUGUCGGAUCACUGAUGAGUCGUGUUGGUUUUGGCAUGAUCACAUUGGAUACCGACGAAAUUGUGGUUGGUUAUCCAAAUAUCUUUUCUGUGCUCUAUGAUUUACAAGGAAUGGGGGAGUCAAAUGCUUUACGAAAUCGAGCGACGCAUAUAAGGAGAGACAUAUUAAUAGCUGCUGAUGCCAUUUAUAAAUCAAUGUUUGCGCGAAAUGAUGUUUGUUGUCCCGCAAGUUUUCAAAUUGUGUCAUUUAUUGGUUGGCGCCCUGGUCCUUUAAUGCCAAAACCGGCAAAACGUGGAUCACAGCAAGUAUCAUUCAAAGAUAUUGACAAAAUAAUCGAAAGUAAACUACCUUUACAGAAUACUUGUGUUUCCCUGUGA
Molecule: messenger RNA, 1041 nt
Organism: Thelazia callipaeda (thelaziosis nematode)
Lineage: Eukaryota; Metazoa; Nematoda; Chromadorea; Rhabditida; Thelaziidae
Source: the annotation of a GenBank genome assembly